Messenger RNA from Tribolium castaneum (red flour beetle), 1678 nucleotides. Its product is annotated as serine protease H117. Bases 16 to 1659 code for a protein of 547 amino acids. Gene Ontology annotation, molecular function: serine-type endopeptidase activity. The record is from RefSeq and is a predicted model, not a curated record. Lineage: Eukaryota; Metazoa; Arthropoda; Insecta; Coleoptera; Tenebrionidae. Gene Ontology annotation, biological process: proteolysis. The transcript is spliced from 10 exons.
GCCACUCUCGCCAAAAUGAUGAAAUCCGUUGCUCUCCUCCUUUGCAUCGCUACAGUUUGGGUGGAAUCAUCCCCAAAUGGUAACAAAGAAACACAAAAAACACUCUUGACUGUCUUAUUUUUUUCAGUACGCAUAAUUGGUGGUCAUACUGCAAAAGCCGGUCAGUUCCCUUUCGCUGCAGCCAUUUACAAAAGCACAGCUACUGGUACUUAUUUCUGCAGCGGAGCUUUGAUUAACACUCAAUGGGUUCUGACAGCUGGACAGUGUGUCGAUGGCGCCGUCUUGCUCACUGUUCGAUUGGGAUCGAACAGUUUGAGUGCAAACGAUCCAAAUGCGCUGAGAUUAGCAACGGAUACCUUCUUCUUGCAUCCUGAAUACAAUGCUACAAAAAUGGUAAAUGAUGUGGGACUUAUCAAGUUCCGUCUGCCUAUCACAGAAACAGAUUACAUUAAACCUAUCAGUGUGUUGGCGUCCUCCGCACUCCCCGAUUCUUCUUCUGUUAUCACCUUCGGGUGGGGACAAAUUAAUGAUGAAAAUGCCGGAUUGGUGGACGAACUUAAUUAUGUUUAUUUGACAACUCUCAGUAACGAAGAAUGUAGACUCACGUAUGGAAGCCAAGUUACGGACAAUAAUGUUUGUGUUAGUGGAAAUUAUAACGAAGGGACUUGCAGGGGUGACCUUGGCAGUCCUCUUUUCCAAUACGGUGGUACUUCAAUGAUAUACCACGUGGGGAUUUCAAGCUUCUUGAGUGCCAAUGGAUGUGAAAGCACUGAUCCUUCCGGUUUUACCAGAACUAGUCCAUACGUCGAUUGGAUCAAUAAUGUUACCAACACUUAUUUGCAAGUGAAAAAUCCACUUACAAUAUUCAGAAAGAUGAUCAAAUACAGUGUGUUGAUUUUAAUAGUGUUGGCGGUUUCAGUCAAUGCGAAACCAGGUGUUGGUAUCAUUGGUGGCAAAACCGCCAAGGCUGGUCAGUUCCCUUUUGCAGCUGCUAUUACCAAAAGUACAAGUACUGGUAGUUAUUUUUGCGCAGGGACCCUUUUUAAAAAUAAAUGGGUCAUAACGUCAGGCCAAUGCGUUGAUGAAGCCCAACUAUUUACAAUUCGAAUUGGAUCAAACAGUUUGAGUAGCAAUGACGCAAAUGCUGUACGAUUAUCCACUGACAUUUACUACUUGCAUCCAGAAUUUAACAAAACCACGUUGGAAAAUGACAUAGGUCUUAUCCAGUUUCGCUUGGCCAUAACAUACACUGAAUAUAUUAAACCUGUAAGCUUACUGUCAACGAUUAAAAUCCCCGAUUACACGUCUGUAAUAACACUGGGUUGGGGACAAACUAGCGAUGAAACUUCUGGACUAGUUGAUGAACUUAAUUAUGUGUACUUGACGACUCUAAGUAAUGACGAAUGCAAGUUAACUUACGGAAAUCAGAUUACUGACAAUAUGGUGUGUGCUGAAGGAAAUUAUAAUGAGGGUACUUGUAAGGGUGAUUUAGGAAGUCCUAUGAUACUUUAUGGUGGUGCCUUGACGUAUCUAGUUGGGGUUUCGAGUUUUAUAAGUGCAAAUGGUUGCGAAAGCACUGAUCCUUCAGGAUUCACUAGAAUUGGUCCUUACGGGUCUUGGAUUUCUAAUAUUACAAAGUCCAAUUCAGUGUAUUUGUAAGUUAACUCCAAAAAAUCAA